This is a messenger RNA of Plasmopara halstedii, 1455 nucleotides long. RefSeq lists its product as hypothetical. The transcript has 4 exons. The record is from RefSeq and is a predicted model, not a curated record. Gene Ontology annotation, molecular function: zinc ion binding. The coding region runs from base 1 to 1455 and encodes 484 amino acids. Lineage: Eukaryota; Oomycota; Peronosporomycetes; Peronosporales; Peronosporaceae.
AUGGAAGACCAAGAAAAUCCGAGCUUUGCUUGCGUCCUCGAGCCUGCGCAGUUGCAGCGACCCCAUUGCGAUCAAUGUCGCAUUAUCAUUGCCGACUACGAAUGCCAUCGCUGCGUUCAGCGUUUUUGCAGGCAGUGCGAACUAGUAAUUCACCAUCGACUAGCAGAGCUGGCAGUCAAACACGAAGAAAGUAAGAGCGAUGGAAGGCCUCAUCAGGAAUUUCUUAAGUGGAUCAGCGCUUGCCAGGAAUGUGGACAAAACAUGCAAGAAUUUUUUUGUGCAAAUUGCAAUACGUACCAAUGCGAAAGCUGCUGUGCAACAAAGCAUCGUCAGCUGGAGAUGCACUUAUUCUUUUGUGUCGAAGGAUCGUCGCCAAAAAUGUUUCCAUUCGCAAGCUGGAACCUUUUUUUUGUAGAGAUGGUCAAGAAAAGCAAAGGCGAUUUGCAAGUCAGAGCUGCUAAUGCAAAGCCAGCGAUUGUGCUCGCUUGUGAGAGCGUGCGCGAGACACAAAAAGCUAAAUCCACUAUCAGGACAGCAGCACAUGAAUAUUCGGAAAAAGCCGUCUUCGCGAAUUCAACGGUGGCAGCAUUGGGAAAUUUGUCAAUUAAUGUACCUUUUGCAGCAACAGCGCCCACCGAAACCACAAAACAUCACGGAAAAUGUUCAACACGUCUCAAUUCCGCUUCGAUUGUGGAUUUAACAUUUGACGACGAAAGCGAGAUAAGCUCAGGUCAUGUGUCUAUUCCCCCACCUCAGCCGUAUAUCAAAGAUGAAUUUCGAGUUAAGGUUGAAAACUCGUGGCUGACAUCAGUCGCAUCUGACCAACACAAUCAAGUGUAUGACGCUGAUGAGCUAAUGGAAAAAACAAUGGGAGACGACGAAGAUCCCAUCGUGCGUUCCGUGAUCGGCGAGUAUAAUGCCCUCAGCGCAAAAAUUUUCGAGAUUGACCAGGAGGUUGAUCGUGUCAAGAAGAAAACCAAAGAACUGUCCGGUGUGAAACCGAUUAAUAUGCAAGAGGUGCAAAAAGCCCUUUCCAUUGCUCAAAGGCUUCGCAAACACAAGGCAGAGGCUGAAAAGUCUAGAGACGGAGUAGUCGCUAACGUUGUCGCUUACUUAAAAUCCGACCCCGACGAGAUGAAAGCAUUCCUUGACACUUGUACCGCCGAUGUUCCUACUGCUCAGACUGCCAUCCACCGUAAGUGUGCAGCACUUGAAGCGAGCAUCUUAUCAAAGCUGGAGGAUAUACGAAGGAAUCAGCGCAAUAUGGAGGAAUUGAUGAGCUUAAAAAAGGACGCUUUUGCAGAGGUCACUCGUCUUGGGGCUGAAAUCGCUCAGGGUGAGGAUGAAGUACGCAAAUUGGACAAAGAGAGGCGAGGGGAAUUUAUAACAUUGUGUCAGUUUAGCAAGUCAAUUCAGGCUACUGUUCGGGAAAUGGCAGCGAACGUUAAGAGCUGA